UGCGCCUUGCCUUAGACUCUCACUCGACGACGGAGAGCAGAUAUGGGAAACGCAGCAUCAGGACUUGGGCAGGGCGGGCCGCCGAACCCGAACCAGGACAAGGACAAGAAGGAGAAGGACCAGAAGAAGAAAUGGGAGCCGCCCCUCCCGACGCGCGUCGGAAAGAAGAAGCGCAAGGGCCCUGCCACCGCGUCUAAACUCCCUCCUGUCUACCCCACCACCCGCUGCCGCCUCAAAUUACUGAAGAUGGAGCGCAUCAAGGACUACCUGCUCAUGGAGGAGGAGUUCAUCCAGAACCAGGAGCGCCUCAAGCCCGAGACGCGCGAGGAGAAGAACGAGGAGGACCGCUCGAAGGUGGACGACCUGCGCGGGAGCCCGAUGGCGGUGGGCACGAUGGAGGAGAUCGUGGACGACGACCAUGCGAUCAUCAGCACGUCGAGCGGGCCCGAGUUCUAUGUGUCGAUCAUGAGCUAUGUGGACAAGGACUUGCUGGAGCCGGGCUGCCAGGUACUGCUGCAUCACAAGACGCAGUCCAUCGUGGGCGUGUUGCAGGAUGACGCGGACCCGAUGGUCAGCGUUAUGAAACUCGACAAGGCGCCAACGGAGAGCUACGCGGAUAUUGGUGGCCUGGAACAGCAGAUUCAGGAGAUCAAGGAAUCCGUCGAGUUGCCACUUACCCACCCCGAAUUGUACGAAGAGAUGGGUAUCAAGCCGCCAAAGGGUGUCAUCCUUUACGGUGUACCCGGUACUGGCAAGACCCUCCUCGCUAAGGCCGUCGCCAACCAAACAUCCGCUACCUUCCUCCGUAUUGUCGGCUCCGAGCUCAUCCAGAAAUACCUCGGAGACGGCCCGAAGCUCGUCCGCGAACUCUUCCGCGUGGCUGAAGAGCAUGCGCCAAGUAUCGUCUUUAUUGACGAGAUUGACGCGGUCGGUACGAAGCGAUACGACUCAACAUCUGGUGGCGAGCGCGAAAUUCAGCGUACCAUGUUAGAACUGCUUAACCAGCUGGACGGCUUCGACACACGAGGCGAUGUCAAGGUCAUCAUGGCCACGAACAAGAUCGAGUCCCUCGACCCCGCCCUUAUCCGUCCUGGACGUAUCGACCGAAAGAUCGAGUUCCCGCUACCCGACGUGAAGACGAAGCGUCAUAUCUUCCGCCUCCACACGUCCCGUAUGAACCUCAGCGAGGACGUUGAUCUCGAGGAGUUCGUCAUGACAAAGGACGACCUCUCCGGCGCCGAUAUUAAGGCGGUGUGCACAGAGGCGGGUCUUUUGGCGCUGCGCGAGCGGCGGAUGCGCGUGACGAAGGCGGACUUCACGUCCGCGAGGGAGAAGGUCUUGUAUAGGAAGAACGAGGGCACGCCCGAAGGUCUUUACUUGUAAUUUUGCAUUGUCAUACGUCGUAUACAUCAUUUUCCUUUGCAUGAAUCGCACGCAUGUGUAGCUCCAUUGAUUUGCAAGAUGCCCCAGUCGAACUCUCCUCCCGGCUGCUGCUGAACGUUUUCGGUGUCAAUUAUGGACCCGCUGCAAGAAGUCGGUGUAUCAGCGAUGCUUAUCUUGCCCGCCUUCAUUCUGUUUCGUAGCGCUGUUGCCAUUGCACUGUAAAAUUGCCAUUGUUAAUCCAGGGUUCAUUGAAGGUUAUAUGCUCAUUGGUGUAUCCCCGAGUCAGAAGGUG
Schizophyllum commune H4-8 is the source of this 1675-nucleotide messenger RNA. Its product is annotated as 26S proteasome subunit P45. The coding region runs from base 43 to 1383 and encodes 446 amino acids. The transcript is spliced from 6 exons. Lineage: Eukaryota; Fungi; Basidiomycota; Agaricomycetes; Agaricales; Schizophyllaceae. The record is from RefSeq and is a predicted model, not a curated record. Gene Ontology annotation, cellular component: proteasome regulatory particle, base subcomplex. Gene Ontology annotation, biological process: proteasome-mediated ubiquitin-dependent protein catabolic process. Gene Ontology annotation, molecular function: ATP binding; ATP hydrolysis activity; proteasome-activating activity.